UAAUCUCAUUUUUCGCUUUCAUGUGUUGACCUUCUGGGUCACUGCUGUAAGUUAAUGUUUGUUUAUGAAUUAAUAAGGCCAGGCUCGUUAGUUUUGCUCGGUCUUGUGGUCGCUACAAACGUGUUUAAUUGUUUUUUAAAGUAGUACAAAGAAUCAGCAGAACCAAGCGAACCGAGACCAACAACAGACAAACGAGACCCAUCACCGUUAUGGCAAUGAAAAAGGGUUCGUCGCAGGUUAUCCUGACGAUGACGUUCGCCUGUUUAAUAGGAGCAGGAAUAACCAGUUCGGAGGCGGCAGUAGCGCGUUCGCAGUCGCCGCAACGAGGUGCAGGACAACCGUCGAAUAACAGAAACAACGCGAUUAUGGAUCCGGCGUUCGCUAACGCGGGCCAAAGGGCCGGUCUGGAGAUAUGGAGGGUCGAGGACUUUAAGCCGGUACCGUACCCCAAGGAUCAAUACGGGAAAUUCUACACCGGCGACUCCUACAUCGUCCUGAACACGAACGUGAAUAAAAGGGGAGACAAGUCUUGGGACAUUCAUUUUUGGCUAGGAGCCGAAACUAGUCAGGAUGAAGCUGGAGCAGCCGCGAUCCUGGCGGUGCAACUGGACGAGCUCCUGGGUGGUGCCCCCAUUCAGCACAGAGAGAGACAGGAGCACGAAUCCCAACUCUUCCUGUCCUACUUUAAGUCGGGAGUGCGCUAUCAACCGGGAGGGGUUUCCUCCGGGUUCCGUCACGUCAAUCCCGAGGAAGCGGAGACCAGACUGUUCCAGGUCAAAGGGUCCAGAAACAUCCGGGUCAAAGAGGUCGACCCGAACCUCUCCUCGAUGAACAAGGGCGACUGCUUCAUCCUGGACACCGGCAAGAAGAUCUACGUGUACGUGGGCGCGUCCGCCAAGAGGAUCGAAAAGAUCAAAGCGACCACCGCCGCCAACCAGAUCAGAGACCAAGACCACGCGGGCAAGUCCAAGGUGAUCAUCGUGGACGAGUUCAGCCCCCAGUCGGACUACGACGAGUUCUUCGGCGCCCUCGGGGGCGGUUCGCGCGACAAAGUGCCGGACGCGACCGUGGGCGGCGACGACGCCCAAUUCGAGACCCAAGAGGAGCGAGCCGCCGCCCUUUAUCGCGUCUCCGACUCCUCGGGGGCGGUGAGGGUCGAACCGGUCGGACAACGACCUCUGCAGCCCGCCCUUCUCGACGAGGGCGACGUCUUCAUCCUGGAUUCCGGCAGUACCGACGUGUUCGUUUGGGUGGGGCGCAGGGCCUCGCCCCAGGAAAAGAAGGAGUCUUUGAAGAAAGCCGACGCGUAUCUCAAAGAGACGCGCCGCCCUUCUUGGACCCACGUCGAGCGGAUCGUGCAGGGGUCGGAACCAGCCGCUUUCACUCAAUUCUUCAGGUCCUGGCAGGGGGUGGGGGAGAUGCGCCCCAGGUUAACCCGGUCUGCCAGUAACCCCCGAUUGUUCCACGCCACCCUAAGACCUGGGGCCAGCAAGUUCCAGGUGGUGGAGGUGUACGAUUUCGAGCAGGACGACCUGAACCAGGAUGACGUCAUGUUCCUGGAUGACCCUAAUUCGAACACCGUGUUCCUGUGGAUCGGGAGUAAGACGGAUGCGGAGGAGAAGGCCAGGAGCAAGGAGGUCGUCGAGAAAUAUUUGGCGGACCACCACAGGGAGGACACCAAAGUGGUGGUGUUCGAGCAGGGUGAGGAGGGCGAGCAGUUCAAGGGACUUUUCCGCGAAUGGAACCCGGAUCUCUGGCAGAUCCAGGUGGACCUGAGGCAACUCGCCAAGCGUUUCAACUAAAUUUAGCUUUUCAGGUUCUGUUAUUUGAUAACCUGAUAAUAUGACAAAUAUUUUAGCUUUAUUUUGUAUUUGUGUGUGCUAAUAGCAAAAACCUUUUCAGAGGUUCAUUUAAAAUGCAUUUUUGCUGUUAUUUAUAUCAUAAUAAUAAACAAAUUUUUAGCUUGUUAA
Molecule: messenger RNA, 1970 nt
Organism: Anthonomus grandis grandis
Lineage: Eukaryota; Metazoa; Arthropoda; Insecta; Coleoptera; Curculionidae
Product: actin depolymerising venom protein gelsolin 1
Exons: 7
Coding region: 210-1802 (530 amino acids)
Molecular function (GO): actin filament binding
Source: RefSeq, a predicted model, not a curated record